Molecule: messenger RNA, 1063 nt
Organism: Papilio polytes (common Mormon)
Lineage: Eukaryota; Metazoa; Arthropoda; Insecta; Lepidoptera; Papilionidae
Product: nudC domain-containing protein 3
Exons: 5
Coding region: 44-1027 (327 amino acids)
Biological process (GO): protein folding
Cellular component (GO): cytoplasm
Source: RefSeq, a predicted model, not a curated record
UCCUAAGAAAACCCGCAGUUUUAGUUUAUUAGAAUUUAUUAAAAUGUCAGACAGUAAUAAUAUAGAUAAAUAUGACGAUGUUCUAACAUCGAUAUUGGUGAAUGAAAAAUCUAUAUUGGGAUUUUUGUCUUCUAUUUUCAAUUUUUUAGCUCGAAGAACUGAUUUCUAUUAUGUGCCUGAAGAUAAAUAUGAAAACAUGGGAUUUCCUCCAGGCGUUGCGGAGGAACUGGUAAUCAAAGUUUUACGUACUUGUGACCCAAAGAAUUAUAAAUCAUGUAGCAAACCAACAUCGGAGAUAAACAAUGAAAUCAUGUGUGAUACAGUAGCUGAGGAGGUUGAGGUAAUUGCUGAGGAAGACACUACUCAAGAUGAUGAAUAUACUGCAGAUGAAGCUCACAGUAGUGGUGAUUGCGCACAAGAUACUGCGAAUGAACAUGAAGAACAAUCGAAAGACAAGAGUAAUUUCCCCGAGGAUUAUAAGCCACCAGUGAUACCGGUCCAGAAAAAUAGUGAAUCUUAUAAUGGCGCGAUUAGGGAACAGUAUUCAUGGGCUCAGACUAUCAUGGAAUUAGAUGUAACUGUAAAACUUCCACCGAAUACAAAAUCUAAAGAUUUAAAAGUGGUAAUAAAUAAUGGGGACAUUUGCAUACAAUGUAAGAAUGGAGAUACCAUUAUAAAGGACAAGCUGCCAUUUAAGAUCAAAGCAAGUGAUAGUGUGUGGAGCAUAAGCGAAGGGAAACUCUUAAUUCAUCUGGAGAAAGUACAAGAACGAUGGUGGGAUAGAUUUCUCAGUGGUGAAGAACCAAUUGAUUUAAAUAAGAUUGAUGCUUCAAGGCCUCUUGAUGAACUACCCGAAGAUCACAUUGCUAAGGUUCGAGAAUUGCAAUGGAACCAAGAGCAGAAGCUGAAAGGUUUACCGACUAGUGAUGAAAUCCGUAAUAUGGAAAUAUUAAAAAAAGCCUGGAAUGCUGAAGGAUCUCCUUUUAAGGGACAAGAAUUUGAUCCAAGUGUACUGCAAAUACAAUAAAAUUUUAGUUGAGAAAGUUUAUUUCAAUCAAAAAUA